UUAGAGACUUCCAUGAUCCAUCCCUACUCUUUUCCUUCGACUCCUUUCUCGAUUAUCAUGCCACGUCGUUUUGCUACGCCACCCUAACUCGCCAUUCUAUUCAAAUCUUCAUCUUUGCGACUUUCUGACCCAUGCAUGCAUCCCCGCGUGGCUUUAUUCAUUCCACAACCCAUUCUGCUUAUGAGGUCAUCAUCUAUGCUUUUGCACGUGCAUUCGUCAUAUCUUCGAUCUUCUUGCGCACAUACUAUUUUUGUACAUAUAUAGACUUAUACCUACCUACCUACCUACCUACCAUUUCUGCCUACCUGACAGUUACUGCCAAUGAAAAGAAAAUCAAUCGACGCAUACCCUUCUAUCUUGGAUACUACGUAUAUGUUGACCUAUUGGCCGAAUAAAUUCGUACUAGUUAAGUCCUGUCAUGUUCCGGCCUCCCAUCGAC
This is a messenger RNA of Aspergillus piperis CBS 112811, 439 nucleotides long. RefSeq lists its product as uncharacterized. The transcript has a single exon. NCBI's taxonomy places the organism in Eukaryota, Fungi, Ascomycota, Eurotiomycetes, Eurotiales, Aspergillaceae. The record is from RefSeq and is a predicted model, not a curated record. The coding region runs from base 132 to 395 and encodes 87 amino acids.